Messenger RNA from Nicotiana tabacum (common tobacco), 626 nucleotides. The record is from RefSeq and is a predicted model, not a curated record. Lineage: Eukaryota; Viridiplantae; Streptophyta; Magnoliopsida; Solanales; Solanaceae.
UUGGGUCCCACAUUUCCACCUCCGCAAGUAUGCAAGCAAAGAACCUUGGAGAAGGGGCCAAAUCUCAAACACAAACCUUUAUAAUUCCCCUUUCAUCAAUCUCUCCAUAAAAACCCUAAACCUCAACAAUUAGUAGCAAAUAAUUGGAUCUUCAAUUCAAUGGGAUUUUUCAAAAGUACAUUCUCGUUUGUUGUGGGUACGGGUUUCGGAGUGUACUUGGCCCAAAACUACAACGUCCCCAAUAUCCAGAAGCUCGUUAACACUGGCCUUGUCAUCGCCAAGCAUCUUGAAGAGAAUUAUCGUAAACCCAAAAAGAGGGCAGAUGAUGAAGAUUUGUAAGCGGUUCUUUACGGCGUCGUUUUUUAAGUACACAGAAAAUAUAUGCAGCAGUACCAUCAAGUGUUUCAGAUAUGCAACAGUCCUGACGAAGAAAGCAUUAGCAGCAGCUGAAACGACUUACGUGAUGAAGCAGUGAAGGAAACAGAUAAUAAUUUCUCUGCACGCGUUUGUUCUUCUGCUGUAUGCUUGCCGUUAAAAUUAGCAAUGAUUCUAGCUGACGAUGUUUUAUGCUACUUGUGCUAUUGAUGCAUUUGCACAUAUUAAGAUGGAUUCAAAGUUCUUCAUUA